UAUUUGGUCGAGAUCAUGAAUAAUGAAGCGUCGAUAACUUUGCAGCCGGUGGAUAAAAAGCCGAGAAUACCCGAGAGCGAGAUCUUGACGACCGGCACCGAGGAUGAGGAAGCUUCCUCCGCGCCUGAACGAGUUUCCGUGCAAAAGAAUCUUCGCUUCUUCGGCGAUACGGAUCAGGAGUCCGUCUCGUCCAACAGAGACCGCAGAAAUAAACGAAUUAACGAUCACGCCUGCUCAAGGCGUGACAUCACAAAUUCGAACCGCCAUAAUUUGGGUAUCAUAUCAGCCCCGAAGAAACCUCCAAGACUCGCUGAAAGCGCGUUGUCUUCGGGCGAGAGCACAACCGGCGAUAGCAGCCAGCAAAGUCAAAACUCUCAGAGAUCGCAAAGAUCUGUCGUGUAUCUCCAUGCUGCUACAGUCGGCGAAAUACCGGGCCCGAACGAGCGACGUCGGGCGGCGAGUCGCGAGGAGUUAAAUCGACCGUUGCAAUCGCACACGAGAACGGUGUCGAGAAGCGUGAGCGUCCUUGCACCGUGGAAACCACGACAUUAUAGGGAACCGUUCGAGAUCAACUACGAUCAGCAACAGCACGCGAAACCGAUCGCGACCAUGAGACGGAGGCAACGGAGUCGCGAGACCCUCAGUCGUCGAGGAAAGGAAGCUCGGCGAAGCAAGGACAAUCUUUCCAAGACGAGUACGAUCAACCGCAGUACAGUGAAAUCGAAGGACAAGCAGAAAGUGGAUAGAACCGUCUCCACGGAAUCGUUGGCCACAAAAUCGCGGAGCUCCAAGCCGGAAUUGAGCAGGUCCACGUCCGUGCCACGCGAUCCGAACAAGAGCGCGGGAUGGUUCAAGCUGAAAAGCAAAAAAUCACGCGCCUAAAUUGGACGGCCAUUGAUCAAUGCUAGUCUCUCGAGUAAACGUAAUUCUCGUAAUCUCGUAGGCGAUUAAUAAGCGUCGAUAUAUCCGGCGCGCGCUGAUUAAUAACGACGCGACUUAUCGAUAUAAUAUAUACCGCUCUUAUAUAUAAUUUUUAACUUACACGAGCAUCGAUCGCGAUCUCGCGGGUUUCUAAUUCUUUAACCGAGUAGCGCAUAAUUUUGCGGCAACGACAUGCAAAUUAAUUACUGUUAGCAUGUUAAUCGAUUUCGCGAAUUUAUAGAAUUUCUGUGUCAUCCGAGACACAAACUCUUACACAUAACGAAAUAAAUACACUUAUCCAAAUACAAAUAGAUACACGUGAGGAAGCUUCGAACCUAAGUUGCUCGUCAAAUUAAUAUUGUUAUACUUUGCGCAUUAAAUAAAUAUAACGCUUCUUGUAACAAAGAAGAUUGCAAAAGGAAUAUGAUCGAAUAUGUAAGUUUUUGAAUAAGUUUAAAUACGAAUUGUGUAUUCUAAAAUGAGAAUUUUCUCAAUAUAUUAAAUGCUACA
This is a messenger RNA of Formica exsecta, 1431 nucleotides long. Its product is annotated as serine/arginine-rich splicing factor 11-like. Lineage: Eukaryota; Metazoa; Arthropoda; Insecta; Hymenoptera; Formicidae. The transcript is spliced from 4 exons. The coding region runs from base 16 to 882 and encodes 288 amino acids. The record is from RefSeq and is a predicted model, not a curated record.